Molecule: messenger RNA, 1926 nt
Organism: Corticium candelabrum
Lineage: Eukaryota; Metazoa; Porifera; Homoscleromorpha; Homosclerophorida; Plakinidae
Exons: 6
Coding region: 64-1554 (496 amino acids)
Source: RefSeq, a predicted model, not a curated record
GAAAACCACCUUAACGUUUAUCUCACAGACUUAUUCGAAAUCGUGAGUGCUCUAUAUGACAAGAUGCCUAAUACCAUUGGAUAUUCACACAUGUACAGAGCGUAUAGCGACUAUAUGCAAAUUGUACAACGACUUUUAAUGUUGGAAUCGCCGAUCGCAGAGCUGGUGAAAAAGUCAAGAAGAGGCACAACAGACUCCUCAAUACCAUCUGUUGUGAUUUGCAAAUUGACAAAUCGGGAACGAGCAGAAUGUACGCUAAAGCGGCUAACUGUGAUAGAUCUAUUGUUAUAUCUUCUGCGAGUAGAGGCCUUUAUGAAAGAAAGGGAUAGACUCAGACACUCAAUACUCAAGCUAUUGCAAGAUGUCGCUAAAGACGUUGGCUCAGUUUCAGUUUUAGAGGGAGUCGUUGCAAAGGACUGGGAUAAUUUUAUUACAGCCAAAGAACUAUUUACCUAUUUUCUAAGUCACAAAGAAUUUCAAAAAUCUUUCUUAUCUAAGCGAGAGGAAUGUGCUACUUUUGCGAUUACUACCGUCAAAGAUAUAUUUCUUAACUGCGCUACCGUGCUGUCUAGAACACACAGCUAUGAGUUAUACGAAACAGCAAGUAAUCUAGCAAUAGUCGACAAUGUUAUUGUUGACAUACUGGCAGACGCUGCUGAUUUGCAGCAAAAUCUUUGCUACGAUUUUCUUUUCCUUUUGUUUCAACAUGGUACUGAAAUGGCUACUCUAAAUCAGCAAAUGGAAGUGGGUAUAGCAGCACUAAAACGUUGGCAGCAACACUGCAGCAUCUCUGGCAAUUAUGUCGAGCUCAACAAUAUACAUGGGAAUUCCUAUUAUGGAUACUCGAAUUCUGAAGACAUCGCUAUAUUGGGAUGCUUGCGUUUGGCGGCCUUGGCAGUUCGCAUUGACAACGACGUGUUAGUUGCACGUGAUACACAUUUACAAGCAACGGAAUGCAAUAAAAUGCAGGCAGUUACGGAUCUCAUCACUGUACUCUUGCAAGAUUGGAUUGACCCAGUAAUUGCAACUGUUUUCCUUAUUGAGGUAUGUUGCAAAUUGCAAGACCCUAUUGAAAUAGCAGUACCAGCAAGCGGAUCGCCUUUGUUGAAGUCUUCUAUUUUACUGACGUUGAAAGACAUAUUUCGUGCUCACCGUACAUUCAUGAGUAGCGCUAGUGCUGAAACAAUAUUUUGCAAACUCUUCACUACAACUCAUGUAGCUAAAGAACUGGCUCGAAAAUCUAAGUAUUCAAUUGCUGAAUUUUUAUUUUUCUGCAAACGUUCUCCUCCGUCUGGAUAUUUCAUGGGAAGAGCCAAGUCACUUGAUCGAAUUCCUUGCAUUUGUGACUUUGUUUGCCUCGAGUUUCUGUGUCAGGUAUGUCCAGACGAUGGAUUUAAUUUUGAGACGCUACUAGCAAAGCCAAAAUGGAAAAGAAAAAAAUCUCCAGGCAGUCGUCAGUACCAAGAAGUUAUGCAAGAAUUUAGAAGGUCUAGAGCAAAAAGGAACUCGAAACCACCACAGCCGCAAAGUCAACAAGACAAUCCGAUGUCGUAAACUGUCAAAGUUACCGGUGUACUAUAUCAUAUUUUCAGAUGGCAAAUCAAUGCGAUGGAACAAGUACAGAAUGUUUUGAAUUUCGGACUGUUACGGCUAUGACAACUUGGACUAAAUUCGCAUGUUGCUAGAUAUCUUAGUUUGAAUUGAUGGACUAUGUGGCUGCUUGGACAUUUUGUUCACCAUAUACUAACUUUAUAUUGCGUAGAUGUUCUUGUCUCCAUCCAGCUGUUAUGGUAGUUGUGACAUUUUUAUCUUUGGCGUUUUACAAGCGAAGCAUUAAGGGCUGUGUGUAUAUGUAAUAUUUUAUAAUGGUUGGUGGGCGGUUAAUUAAUAAGAACUAUGGCACCUAUUGGAAAAAUAAUUUGAUAA